UUAUAAUAAAAAUGAAUAAUUUCAAAAUGUUGCUAUUCUUUCUAUUUUGGUGCUUAAAACAUGCAUUAGGAGAUUUUGCAAUGACAAGAGCCAACCUGGCUGCAGGGACCCAGACAGGGCUGACCCUGUCUGGAGAUUCCCAGUAUGGCACUUUUAUCAAAAAUCUUGAUGAAAAGGGGAACAAGAAUUAUAGAGAUUUGGACACUACUAAAUUUGUUGAAUUUGUUCCAAAUCCGAGUUAUGAUCCACAAUCGAGCAUUCUAGACUCGAGUUUGGAGUAUUCAACAAAGUUAUCUGUCAAUGAUGCCUUCUUUUUGGAAGGAAAGCAUUAUGAAACACAGAAAAUUUUGUACUCUGAUCUUCAAAAUGUGAGUUUCAAUGCUCUGAGGUUAACUAAUCCAGCAACUAAUUCUCAUGGGUAUGCAACUAUUACUGAAAAGCAAUCAGUUAUCUAUGGCUUUGAUACUGAAUUUACCUUUAACGUUAUGGAUCCAUAUUUGAAAUGUGACAAAUAUACUUGAGUUAAUGAUAUCGCUCAUGGGUUUUCCUUUGUAAUCCAAAAUCAAAACGUAGACAUGGAUACUCUAGGGCUAGAUAAGGAUAAUAGUCUAGGCUAUGGUGGACUAAAUGAUGCAGUUGCUAUUGAGUUCGACUUUCACAUCACUCUAGACACCACAGAUCCUUGGAAAACCCACCCUGGGCAGCCUCAUAUUUCAAUACAAUAUUCGAACCCUUUAUCACCUGACCAUCAAUACUCGCUUGGGUUUUGAUGGCUCCCUUUUUCGAUGACUAAAGGUGGUGAGCAUAAAGUUAAAAUAGAGUACAAAAGAGCAUUAGAAGAGCUGGAUGAUUUAACCUUUAUAAGUUUUACAGACUAUAAUAGUCAAACAUUUUUAGACUUCACUGGAUCAACAACUUGGUAUUCUGAGUAUAAACUAGGAAUUAUUGUUAUUUAUAUUGACAAUACGCUGAAACCAGUGCUUGAAGUACCUGUAAAUCUUGGAAAAAUUGCUUCUCAUGAUGAUCUCACUACUGCAAACCCCAGUGGGGGGCUCCAAGAUGGACUAAUGGCUGGGAAAUCUUUUGUAGGGUUAUCGAGUACCACUUCUAAUGCAACUGAUCAAGCUGCAGCAUUCCAAUUCUUUGAUUGGACCUUUACAGAGAUUAAUAAAUGUCGAAUUACUACACUCGAAUGAUUGAAAGGAAGGGAUAUUUCCAACUCUAAAGUACUGAAGAAGCUAAGACUUAAAAAUAUUGGAAAGGAGAAGCUGUAUUUCAAGUUUAUUUUCAAAAAUUACACCAAUGCUGAUUAUAUCCUCGACCAAGAGUAUUGGUCACAUUGCAUCAAUAGAAAUGGUCAUAUUGCUGAUUCUUACAUAGAUUAUUCCUAUUUCAACGGAUUCUUGGAUGGUUGCGAGGUCGAUCUUUACAUAGAUGACACUAUUCGUGAUGUAGUUAUCCAUGAUAAUCUGAAUGAAACUUACUCUAGUCUUUACACUUACUUCGAGUCGCUCGAUAAUACAGAAAUUUACAAUGAUAAUGAAAGAGUUUGAUUCAGAAAGAAUAAUGGCAGAAUAGAGAUAGGAUUUUGAGGAUGCAAUAAAUGCGUUCAGAUAUUUGACGAGUUAGAGCAAUACACACUUGGCAAUGGAAAGUACUGAUAUUAUAAGUACCUAUCUCACUCAAGGUGUUAUUGCUUUGAGGCUUCUAAGACCACCACAACAGCUGAGAAUAUAUUCUUUCAAAACCAUACUAUAUGAAAUGAGUGUGCAUAUGACAGUCACUGAUCUUGGUUCUUUCCUAGUGGGACAUGAAGUGUAGAUCCGAAUAACUAUAUAAUUGGGAAUCCAUUAUCACCGACCCAGCUCUCUCAUGGCUUCGUUGAUAAUACUCUAGAUAAUGGAAGAAUCACUGAUGGAGUUAUAAAAGGUCCAGAUUGAGACUGCCAGACUACAAGAUCUAGGUACCAAGACACCCUAGGCGCCAUAGAAAGCUAUAAGACAUUUCCAGAUUACCAAUUCUCUAAUAUCAAUACUAAACAGGAUUGAAUUGUCUGCUUAAGAGAUACAACGAAAACUGAAGCUGAUUGAGCUGCUUCUUGAGGGGUAGGAGUAGAAGUUGAUAUAUUCACUGAACCAAGUGGGUGGGGGUGCUCCCAAUGCCUCCUUAGUGGAGAGCAUUACCAACAACUUAACUCUACAGAUAAAACUAAAGUAUUGGACUGAAUAGAUUCUUCAAAAGCAGAUGGGUCUCAAAUUUAUGAUUGCCUCAGAUUGAAAACUGAUCUUGAUGAAACUACUGUCAUGAUAGGGCUUUUGACCCAUUUCCUCGCUGAAUGACCAGCAAGACCUUUAACUAUAGCUGGAGAUGCCGGAAAUAAUGGAGCUGUAUGAAUGCCUUAUUAUAAUUUCAAUGAUGAAGGAAUAGAACAAAGUACAUUAAAGAAGGAAGAGAGAAAUACAAGAGAAUUUAAAGAAUCAUUCCAAUGAAUAAAUUCACUCUGCCAGAGCUCCAGCAAAGCUUCUUGCAUAGGCACUUGUGUCUGAUACGAUACAUGUCCCACCGGAAAGACAUAUUACCCUUUGAUUGAUAAAACUUGGGAAAAUCCUGAAGAUGAUCCUAUCACAGCAGGACAAGGAAAGUAUUACUCUAAGCCAGUUGAAAUUCCUUGCUCUGGAAGAGGAGUUUGCAAAAGUGAUGGAACUUGUCAAUGUAGGAAGGGCUACCUUGCUCCAAAUUGAGAGCUCCAUUGCUCAUCAGAUGGUAGUUGAUAAUAGAAAAUUCUACAA
This is a messenger RNA of Moneuplotes crassus, 2789 nucleotides long. The record is from the annotation of a GenBank genome assembly. NCBI's taxonomy places the organism in Eukaryota, Ciliophora, Spirotrichea, Euplotida, Euplotidae.